Messenger RNA from Penicillium mononematosum, 495 nucleotides. RefSeq names its product proteasome maturation protein. Bases 1 to 495 code for a protein of 164 amino acids. Lineage: Eukaryota; Fungi; Ascomycota; Eurotiomycetes; Eurotiales; Aspergillaceae. The record is from RefSeq and is a predicted model, not a curated record. Gene Ontology annotation, biological process: proteasome assembly. Gene Ontology annotation, cellular component: nucleus; cytoplasm. The transcript is spliced from 3 exons.
AUGCGGCAACGCAACACAAACGAGCAACCUCACAACCCGGCAACAAGCAAGCCUCCAGGCACCCCGCCCAUCCAAAGGCGCCCCUUCCGCCCCGGACUCCCCGACACGCUCCGCAACAAGCUCACGCAGCCCGCCACCGCGCACGCGUCGUCGACGAACUCCAGCGGCGAGGUCCCGUCAUCUACGCACCCACUCGAGGCACGACUUCUCGCGUGGCGGGCUACACAGGACGCCAUGAAGAUGGAGGGACUGCGUCGAGCGUACGGGAUUGCGGAGCCUGUUCGUCGCGGGAUGGAGUUGAAGAUCGUUCGGGAUGGGACUUUCCGGCCUGCUGUGCUUGGCGGUGUGCGGGGUGGGAAUGUUCAUGAGGAUAUUCUUGUUAUUGGGGGUCGGGAUAGUGAGGUUCAGUGGGAGGAUAUUUACCACGGUGAUGACCUCCGUGAGCCGCCUGCUUUCCAUGAUGAGAUGGAGAAGAGACUCAAGAUGGAUUUCUAA